ACUGCAACCUCCAUGCCCGGAAGUGUCGAUUCAACAUGGAGCUGUACAAACUCUCAGGACGCAAGAGCGGUGGGGUGUGUCUCAACUGCCGGCACAACACCGCUGGGCGUUAUUGCCACUACUGCAAGGAGGGGUUCUACAGGGAUGAAGCCAAACCGAUUACACAUCGCAAAGCUUGCAAAGCUUGCAACUGCCAUCCCGUCGGCUCAUCCGGCACAGUCUGCAACCAGACCACCGGCCAGUGCCCGUGCAAAGAUGGCGUCACCGGACUAACAUGCAACCGCUGCGCGAAGGGAUACCAGCAGAGCCGCUCCACCAUUGCUCCGUGUAUAACUACUGUUGUACCGCGCCUAGAUGGAGCCGAUCUUGAGCUGGAGAUCAAAGGAAUUCCGCAGAUAACAACACCUCCAAAUGAGCCAGCACCUGCCCCUGCAAACACAGAUGAAUGCCCGAGCUGUAAGGCAAGCAGUCAGAUAAAUCAGAAGAGAUACUGCAAGACGGAUUAUGUUAUCCAGGCCCAUGUCCUCUCGCGGGAGAUGGGGGAAGAGUAUGUCAAGUUCACCAUCAACGUUCUCUCGGUGUUCAAGCGCGGUGCCCGGCGCAUCCGACGGGGCGACCAGUUCCUGUACGUGCCCCGAAAGGACCUCACCUGCAAGUGUCCCAAGCUGAGGCUGGGCAAGAAGUACCUGAUCCUGGGCAGCGACAGCGAGGACCACGACGGCAUCUACACAGACAGCCGCAGCAUUGUGCUGCAGUGGAGGGACGAUUGGAACGAGAGAAUGAGAAAGUUCCAACGGAAGGAGCGAUCUAACGAGUGCUAGUUAGACCCCCAGCCUCCCCUCAGUCUCCUCCCACCAAGUGAGAAAAAUGAACAAAUAUAGUUAUAAUGGCAACCAUGAAUGGUUGCUACGAUGAUUUCCUAAGAGUUUGAGGAAACUCGGUUUAUUUGUUGCUUCUCAAGAGUAUUUUGUGCCCACGGUGUUCUUUCAUUGUCCCCUAUUUCGAGGACAAGUUUUUAAGUACAAGCAUCAGCCCCUUGUAAAACCCACCUACUCCUACCCCCUCCCCAAUUACACAAACCCCGUUUCUCCCAAUCAAGCUUUAAGCUUUAUAUACAUACAUAUACAUACAAACAUUUGUUUCUAUUAUAUGUUUAAUCUUGGAUAAUCAUAAUAGACUAUCAUGUUGAGUGUACUGCUUAGUGUAAAUUGUUUAUCUCUUUUGAAGAAGCACAUACUACAAAUCUUGCUCCUAGGCGAGAGGGUUUUCAGAACUGAGAAAUCUACUCUGCUGUAGCAGAAUAUACAGCAAAAAGACAACUUCUCAAAAGACUUUAAUAUACAUGUACAUGUAUAUACCUGGCAAGUAGAUACAUACAUGGCGUUACUGCAAACGGAUUAGGGUUAACAGAGGUUGAAACAGUUAACUAAAAGAGGAUCACAUGUCUGAAUAGGAAAAUACAUUUUUUCUAAUAAAUUGG
Molecule: messenger RNA, 1480 nt
Organism: Asterias rubens (European starfish)
Lineage: Eukaryota; Metazoa; Echinodermata; Asteroidea; Forcipulatida; Asteriidae
Product: netrin-1-like
Exons: 7
Coding region: 36-821 (261 amino acids)
Molecular function (GO): protein binding
Source: RefSeq, a predicted model, not a curated record